Hermetia illucens (black soldier fly) is the source of this 885-nucleotide messenger RNA. RefSeq names its product glutathione S-transferase 1-like. Bases 70 to 699 code for a protein of 209 amino acids. NCBI's taxonomy places the organism in Eukaryota, Metazoa, Arthropoda, Insecta, Diptera, Stratiomyidae. The transcript is spliced from 2 exons. Gene Ontology annotation, biological process: glutathione metabolic process. Gene Ontology annotation, molecular function: glutathione transferase activity. The record is from RefSeq and is a predicted model, not a curated record.
CUGAAAGUAAAAUUAGUCUAAGUUGCUUUUUGAAUUGAGAUUGUUGGUGGAGAAUCUUGUUAACAAGCAAUGUCCAAGCCAAUCCUAUCGGGACCUCUCUUGAAGCCAGGAGUUCGAGCAGUGCUACUAACGGCGAAAACAAUCGGACUAGAACUUGAGUAUAAGGAAUCUAAAGUAGAACCAAGUGAACCCCUCAAAGAAUAUUCGAAAAGGAAAGGUGAAAAUCGUCAUGCUGUUCUAAACGAUGGUGGAAAAGUGAUCUGGGGCAGCCAUGCUAUUUUAGCUUACUUGAUAAGCAAGUAUGGCAAGGAUGACUCAUUAUAUCCAAAGGAUUUCUAUAAACGAGCCUUGGUUGAUCAAAUGCUUUACUUUGAAAAUGGUGUCAUAGAAGCGAGAAACCGAUUGUUUUUUUUGGCAGAUCCAGAAAAUCCAGAGCUAGUUGACAAAUACAGGAAAGCUCUUGCAGAAGCAAUUGGUUAUCUUGAAAAAUUUUUGGAAAAAUCUGAUUAUCUGGCCGGAGAUGAUAUUACUAUUGCAGAUUUCUCAGCAGCCACCUUGUUAUCAACUAUAAAUAUUCGACUCCCAAUCAGAAGUGAUGAAUAUCCAAAACUAUCAGAUUGGCUAAACCGAAUAGAGAGUCUUCCUUACUAUCAUGAUGUGAACGAAACUGCACUGAAAAGAAUUAUGCAGUGGUCUUAGGUUUUUGUAAGUUUAUAUGAAUUUAAUGAAGGAAACGUGCAUUGUACGGACUCAAAACUAAAGUAACCACGUGAAAUAUUAAAAGGAACAAAAUCAAAUACGAACAUUGUGCUUAUUAAGUUCAUAAGGAGCGGUUGCGAAUAUGUCCGAGAAAAUUCUAACAAUAUAAUCGUUCUUAAAGUCGUG